This is a messenger RNA of Stylonychia lemnae, 1998 nucleotides long. The record is from the annotation of a GenBank genome assembly. NCBI's taxonomy places the organism in Eukaryota, Ciliophora, Spirotrichea, Sporadotrichida, Oxytrichidae.
AUGGCUGGAUUCACAAUUACAGGAGCUAGAAAAUUUAUUAUAACAUUUGGAUAUGACUAAACAGUCUGCACUGAUAUUGAAGCGUCACCUUCUGCGACUGAGAGUGUAUUUUACACAGCUGGCAGAACUUAUUCCAAUAAUAUUAGAUGCAGAGGAUUACAUCAAUACUGGGACUAAAUGAUAGCAAAAUAUUCAACUUCAGACGGAUCGCAAUAAUGGCUUUACACAAUUGGAGGAAAUAACUAUGACUUACUCGAAGAUAUUGUUUUGAAUAAUGAUGGAACUACUCUUUAUGGCGUUGGAAUGAGCUAAUCAUUUACCUAUGGUGAGUCAGAUCAUGUAUUAAUGGCAAUGAAAACUUCUGGAGCAGGAUCUCUAUUGUUUUAUAAAAGAUAUGGCUGCACUAGAGAUGACUAGUUGCUUGGGAUUACAAUAUCUAAUACAAAUUAGUACAUCGUAUUUACCGGAUAAACUUAGUGCUUUUAAUCAUCUUAAUAGUCUGAUUAUAAUAUUCCAACAUUUAAAUAUGAUCUCCUUACUCAUCAAAUUGAAUGGAUGAUUGUUACUGGAGCUUCAUCAAAAGAAGAUUACAGUAAUAGUAUCUAAUAUUCAUUGUAUGACUAAGGAACCUAUCAAACGAUAUAAACUUUAUAAGGGACUGAUUCUUACUAUAGUGGUGGCUUUAUGAAAAUCUCAUCAGAUGGGCAGUAUAUUUAUGCUAAAAAAUUUGCUGGAACUGAUAGUCAUGAUAGCUGUGAUGACUUGGAUACUAAUGAAGAUGGUAGAGUAGUGUUUUUAGUAUGCACGGUAGGUUCUACAAGCUUUAUAAGCAGCGCAAGGAAAGCAGCUUUUAUCUUAAAGAUUAAUGGAGUAGAUGGUACCUUGAUUCAAGCUAGAAUAUUUGAUUCUAACAGAGAUGAUAAUUACAGAUCAGUAGCAGUAGAUAAAUAUGGAUUUGUCACUAUAGCAUUCUCUACAGAUUCUACUAGUGGUAACUGGGCUAUUUCAUCAACAUCAUGGGGAGUCACUACUUACUAUAGAUCAGUAGGAGUUCUGAAAAUUGCAGCUGAGCUAGAUGAUGUAGAUUUUUUAGUUUAAAAAACUACAGUUUCAUUGACUGAUAUAACCACUGACUGGAAUGUGUAAAGAAUUGGGGACAAUAUUUAGUUUAUAAAUCAAGUAAUGACUGGAUAAGUUUGUUCAAUUUCAUCAGGUAAUGUUGGAUAUAGUUCGUAGUCAUGGUCAAAAGUUGCUGUGGCCUCUACUGUAUUUAACAAAUUGUACCCACCUUUGAUGAAUGAUUUAACUUUCAAGGUUGGAUAAACAGUUUCAGUUGUCCUCAAUAAUUUCUGCUAUGAUACAGUUCCUACUUAUGUAGAUGUAAUUGGUCUUGAUUACAAUACUAUAUCUCAAACUCUGUACUUUUUGCCUCCUGGAUUGAUCCUAAACUGGGUCACACAAAGACUUACUGGUAAACCUACUCAAGCAGGAAUAUAUGCACUUAAACUCUAUAAAGCAGUAAGUUCGGAUGAAGUUAGCACUACUAUUCUUAUUACAAUUACAGGAGGAAAUUCAGUUCAGAAAACAACAAAAAAGUUUGAAAUAGUACCUGAUACUGUUAUCGCUGGUAAAUAAUACUACUACAGCUUUGACCCAACUGAUUAUUUUAAUGAUGAUGAUACCUAUACAUAUUAAGCUUAGCUUAUAACUUAAAGAAUAGGGUUAAGUAUUACUUACUCAGAUUUACCUUCUUGGUUAACAUUCAAUUCUUAGAAUUAUACAUUUAUUGGAGCUACUUAAAGCUCGGAUUAUAGCUAGUUUCCUGUUGAGUUAGAGAUAGUAAUUAAAGCUAGUGAUGGCCAAGUUUACCAUAUCAAGGGAUAUACUAGGAUACCUUAUCAAGAUCUCUUCUUGGGAAACCUACCACUUAGUAAAGUCUUUAUGCUUACCUUGAAGGGUCAGAUGGAUUUUAGAGUACUUAAGUCUAUUUUAACCUGA